Messenger RNA from Engraulis encrasicolus (European anchovy), 2202 nucleotides. It is a transcript of the gene tafazzin, whose product is annotated as tafazzin, phospholipid-lysophospholipid transacylase. Bases 199 to 987 code for a protein of 262 amino acids. Gene Ontology annotation, biological process: inner mitochondrial membrane organization; cardiolipin acyl-chain remodeling. Gene Ontology annotation, molecular function: 1-acylglycerophosphocholine O-acyltransferase activity. Lineage: Eukaryota; Metazoa; Chordata; Actinopteri; Clupeiformes; Engraulidae. The record is from RefSeq and is a predicted model, not a curated record. Gene Ontology annotation, cellular component: mitochondrial membrane. The transcript has 11 exons.
UACCAAUAUAUUCACAAUGUUUUUUCCAUAGUUAUUGUAAAGGACAUAUUAGAUGGUGUUGUGUGCAUUAGAAUGUACACACAAUUUAGUCAGUUAAUUUGAGGGGAAACGACUUCAAGGAUUGUCGCUAGUCUGCCUUCAGCACCAUGCAGCUGCUAACCUCUGUUAUGUGUGAAUGAAGGCUGUGGUGCACUCGCAAUGCCCUUGGAGGUGUGUUGGCCAUUCCCACAUUGCCCUCGCCUGGGAUGGAGGAUAUCCAGCUCCUUGAUAAUGGGCAUGGUCGGAUCCUACAGCUUCUUGUGGACCAGAUACAUGAACUGCCUGUCGGUACACAACCAGAAUGUCCUCUUGGAUUUAAUUGAUCAACGGCCAAAGGACAGGCCUCUAAUCACCCUCUCCAAUCACCAGUCCUGCAUGGACGACCCGCACAUAUGGGGGAUGCUGCGAUUUCGACAGUUGUGGAACUUCAGGAAAAUGAGAUGGACCCCGGCAGCCUCCGAUAUCUGUUUCACACGAGAGGUCUACUCGCGCUUUUUCAGUAAAGGGAAAUGUGUCCCUGUGUGCCGCGGUGAUGGCGUGUAUCAGAGAGGAAUGGACUUCCUUUUGGACAAGCUGAACAGAGGAGAAUGGGUGCAUAUAUUCCCAGAGGGAAAGGUCAACAUGACUCCAGAAUGGAUACGUUUAAAAUGGGGUGUUGGAAGGUUGAUCGCUGAAUGUACCCUUGACCCAAUAAUUGUGCCUAUGUGGCAUUUGGGCAUGAAUGAUGUCCUUCCUAAUGAUAAGCCUUACAUACCCCGAGCUGGAAAGAAAAUUACAGUUUUAGUGGGGACACCUUUUACUGUGAAACAUCUUGUGGAUUCGCUAAGAGCGGAGAACAAAAGCCAGAUGGAAAUGAGGAAGGCCCUGACUGACUUCAUCCAGGAGGAGUUCCGCAGCUUAAAGAGCCAGGCCGAGGCCUUGCACCAGCGGAUACAGAAUCAAGGAUGAGCUCAUGGCCAGGGAUGGUGUCUACCCUCAGGGAGAGUGCACUUAAGGGGCCUGACACACACGGCCUGCACGCAUGUGACCAGAUCAGCCUCCAGGAAAAUCAAGACCACACACACACACAUACAUACACACACAUACAUACAUACAUACAUACAUACAUACAUACAUACAUGCAUACAUACAUACAUACAUACAUACAUACAUACAUACAUACACACAAACACACACACUCAGUCAGCACAGUGGUUGGACCAUAAGUAUAUCUGAUCACUCAUCAGAUAGCAGGAUUCCAUUUUUUACACUGUUUCCUAAAUUCCUUGUCCCACUUGAAACAGUUGAUCUUAGCUGGACAGAAUUUUUUUUGAAGAAGAAGUCAAAGUGCAUGUGCCAAGUUGUUCUGGCUGGAAGGUGUACUAAGCAUGUGAAGAAUAAUGAAGAAGCAUCAUGUUCCGUAUGGGCAAUCCAUUUUUUGACCGCAGCCUUGGGUUACUGAGUGACUCAACCAAGUAUUGGACAUGUAGAUAAACUUAUUUGAAUGAGACGAGACGAGUAUUUUUUAUGACUCAAUAUUUUACAGUGGUGAUUCAGAAAUGUUUAUGCCAAUUUUUGCCAGUUUUUAAAUCUUGUACAAAGUUGGUAAAGCCAUUUGCAAUAUUUAGGCUUUGAUGCUGAGAAUCAUUUGUACUGUGUGUUGUAUGCGUUCACCCUUUGAAAGUACCGAAUGUCGUGUAGACCUAAAGAAGACCUCUUUUAUUAAUUUGCAUCUUGCUGUUAUUGAGUCUGUGCUCAUUUAGAGCACAACUAUUUCCCUUCUUUAACCAUCUGGCAUUAUUUCUAUCAGAAAUGUUGUAAUGAUAACACAAAGGGUAUUGUAUGAGGUAUUUGCUUUGAUUACAGAAGUUAAGGUUUCAAAAAGGUUUGAGAUAAUGUUCUGUUUGUGAUGUUUGCUGAGUAUUCGUUGAUGCUGUGCCUCUUUACCCCUUCUCAAAGUUUGUAAUGUGGCAGCUUUGUAUGGUUGAACUGCAAUCCCUUUGGUCUCUCAGUUGUGAUUAUUUUGCAUGACCUAUUGAGUUUCUGUCCUUAUGUUUUUUCUCUUGUUAUACAACCAACCUCACUGAUGUCCUCAAAUGAAUUUCGUCCUGUCAGAAUAUCAGAAACAUACUGCCUCAAGUCUAAUUAUUACACAGUACAAUAAAGUGUUGAUUACAUAAUCCA